This is a messenger RNA of Prorocentrum cordatum, 474 nucleotides long. Lineage: Eukaryota; Dinophyceae; Prorocentrales; Prorocentraceae. The record is from the annotation of a GenBank genome assembly.
AUGGAGAAACACAUCAGCGCAAUCCUCGGCCGCACCAGCCGCCCUGCGACCCGGCCGCGGGCCGCCGAGGUCAGACCGCUGCCGCUGACGAAGGCAGUGCGGAAGGCGGUGAGGAAGCUCCUGGGCAAGAUGGUCAUGCCGCCCUCUGCGAACAUGGCUGGCCCGCCUGGCAUGCAGCCUGGCGUGCCGCCGAUGCAGAUGGGCAUGCCGAUGGGGGCUGGCCCAACUGGCAUGCGGCCCGGCGUGCCGAUGCCGAUGGGAGCUGGCCCAGCAGGCAUCCAACCCGGCAUGCCGAUGGGAAUGCCGAUGGGCAUGGGGCCCGGCAUGCCGCCGAUGGGAAUGCCGAUGGGAUCGCCGAUGAACUUCGGCAUGGUGCCCCCCGGCAUGCUGCCGGUGAUGGGCGGGAUGCCACCGCCAGGCGGCGGCGCGCCCCCACGCCAGCAGCUGCCUCCGCAGAAGCGGCGGAGGAGGUAG